CAGGAAACUUCAAGAAGAAGAAGAGGCAGCUUGUACAUGCCUGAUUGCUGCAGGUGUGCUGGCUGCUAGAAGCUGCAGGGCUCUCCACAUCUGAGCUCAUUUGAACACACCACCCACUCCUUUUUGGCACUUUGUGGUAAAAACCCCAAAAUGUCUCUGUGAGAAAACAUGAAUGCUUUACUAAAUUUGUCCUUGUUGGAGCUGAAUUCCAGCAGUGCUGCUGACUCCCAAAGGAUCAUGCAGUUUCACCACCGCUCAGUCAAGGUGAGCAUCAUCAUCGUUUUGGGGGUGAUGAUCACUUUGGGUAACAUCGCCGUCCUCCUGGUGAUCACGUCGUCUGUGGCCGGCUGGUCGAAGAGCUCCAGAUUCUUCCUGCUUUCCCUCACAGCUGCAGACUCCGCCUUUGGGCUCCUGGUCAUGCCCUUAAACCUGUGGGUGAGUCUGGUCAAGGAUUACACAGACGGGCCAGACUGGCUGUGUCACAUGGUGGCCUUCUGCAAUGCUACAGUGUACUCUACCUGCAUGUACACACUGGCUGCCAUUAGCCUGGAGAGAUGCAUUGCAGUGGUUUACCCCCUCAAGUACUCUUCCUUAAUGACUAGAAGGAGGACGCUGCUCCUUAUUGCCUUCUCUUGGUGCUUCCCACCAUGCAUCCUGUUGCCAAUAACCUUCCCAGGGGAUGUCAUCCAAGUCCACUUUUCCACCGCGUCACUGGUCUGCAAUCUGUCCUAUUCCACCAACGUGAUCUACUCUCUAAGCCUGACCUGCUUCAUCUUCUUUCCGUGCUCCGUUGUCAUGAUCUACGCCAAUAUGAGGUUGUGGUACGCUGCCAGGACGCAGAGACGCAAAAUGCGGCAGUUUGAGCAUGUGCGCCGCAGGAGACACAAUGUGGCCUCCAGAGUGUUGGUGCCUGUCAUGGUGGCUUACUUCACUUGCUGGACACCGUGCAUGAUAGCCAUGAUCUACAACGCAAUCUCAGGAAGCCAUGUGCCAGAGUGGAUAGAAUUUGUGGUAGUAUGGCUGCCGACGUCCAAUGGUUUCCUUAACUGCAUCUUCUAUUUCUGGAUCAACAAUAGCUUCCGUCGGAAAUUCUAUCUGGUUAUAGAGAGGCUGGCUCGUGGCCUCUGCCCGGCUUUGGUCAAACCACUGGGACUCCAUUCAGAGUCUCCAUUUUCAUCAGGAACGCUUAAUAACAACAAUAGUGCCCAUGAGCGAUCGGCGAGUGUUUCUUCCACCUGUACAGUGAUGACAUUGGCCUAGCAGCUCUUCACCCUAGGAGAGUGCUUUUAUAAGACAGAAGCCACUUCACUCGGUGGUGCAUAGAAAGGGGACAUGUGCUAUGGGCCACCUAGUUGCUUUGCAAAUGGUUGGACGCCCGCACUUGACAAGGAUGAAAAGUGCAUGAAUUAACUGCAGAUAUCCACUGUAUAAUUUAAAAAUAAUUGUAUGUACUUUUUGGUUUGCUUCCUUUUUAUUUACUUUUUAUGAACUUUUGUUCCGUUUUCUAAUGUCUGUGGAUAUUUUUGUUUUACCCCCUGCACGCAAAGAUUGAGUGCACUCUCACUGACCACCUCUUAAACCACCUUUUAGUAGUUUUAGAGUAAUGCCGCAGCCCCGUCUGCCUCCUUCCACACCUCCCAUAUUUUCAAACCUUAUUUUACACACUGCUACAAACUCCGCUUUUAAUGAUAUCACAUUCUGAAUGUUUGUUGCAGUCAAUUCAUUUGACAUUAAUCAGUGAAUCCCAAAAAAGAUAUUUACACAUUUUUGUGAGCCAUUUGUUAUUGCAAGCACUUUGACGCAUCUUUGCUAUCCACCUGUUCCUCAUUUUUAUUACAGGAAGUGCAUGGAUGACAUUGGCAUAUUAACAGCUGGGAGAAGUUAACCUUUAAGUCACGGCAUUGGAGCAUAUGCAAGGAGAAAAGUAAUUAAGCUGCGACACUGCAGAAAGGUCACCACAGGUCUGCUGCCAGAAGAUAAGUUGGGUAACUUCUGAGGUUGUUUGUUUUGCUAUGAGCCUGCUCAUCUCUCUAUCUCAUGUGUGCCAGAGAGGGAACAGCAUCAGAGGAGGCUGCUUGUAAUGCAAAAUGAGGCGUUCAACAAUGAAACAUUUAGAAUGAUUUUAUGCAACAUUUUAACCACGGGCUAUCAUGGGGAAAUUCAAUCGACCGUCCCCACAUAGUAAUCAUCUCUUACAUCCGCAUCCUAUAAAUGUCAAUGUGUGAGCUGAACAUUGAAACUGAUUUUGUUAUUUUUGUUUGUAAUACAAAGAAUUACAUUUUUGAAAACAUGGGUUUAUGAAUGAUCUAAUAAAUAAAGUAUUAUGCCUUUUGAA
This is a messenger RNA of Nerophis ophidion (straightnose pipefish), 2335 nucleotides long. RefSeq lists its product as uncharacterized. Gene Ontology annotation, biological process: G protein-coupled receptor signaling pathway. Bases 169 to 1260 code for a protein of 363 amino acids. Gene Ontology annotation, molecular function: G protein-coupled receptor activity. Gene Ontology annotation, cellular component: membrane. The record is from RefSeq and is a predicted model, not a curated record. The transcript is spliced from 2 exons. Lineage: Eukaryota; Metazoa; Chordata; Actinopteri; Syngnathiformes; Syngnathidae.